AUGAUAAAUAUUGAAGUGCCAUCCACUUCAGGGCUCAUCGUGAACGUCGCCUUGAACGUCUUUUCUGCAUUUACAGCGAUCGUUUUCAAUAGCAUAACGAUACAAGUUAUAAAGAAAACUUCCUCUUUACCAAAUCCUUUGAAAAUAUUACUGUUGAGUCUUGCCCUUUCUGAUCUUGCUGUUGGUUUAGUCGCUCAACCAUUGUGGAUUGUAAACAUUUUGAGGAAAAAGGAUACCGAAGUGUUAUGGAUCAUCCAAUCUGCACUGGCCAACGCUUCGUUCCUAGGUAUCAUGGCCCUGAGCGUGGAUCGAUUUCUAGCAGUUCAUCUUCAUCUCAGAUAUCGGGAACUUGUGACUUACAAGCGCGUUCUUCGUCUGGCAAUCUUAACAUGGGUGCUUAGUGCCCUCCUUUCAUUCAUUUGUUAUUUGGUCACUAAAAAUUUGAACCCGUUUAUGAACAUCACAAUCAUCGUCUGGAGUCUUUGCCUAAUUUUCUUGACUGUUAUCAGCUGCAGACUUUACUUUGCAGUAAGAGUCCAUACAAAGCAGAUUCAAGCUUCACAGUUAAAUCAAACAGCACUGAGUGAUGAACUGGCAAAUGCCUUUAGGCUGAGGAAAUCCUCAGUAAGCUCAUUUUAUGUAAAUUUUGUGUUUUUAGUUUGUUAUUUGCCAUUCUUUUGUAGUCUUAUUACCGGGAUUUUCUUCAAGAAGGCAGCCUUUACGAACAGCCAAAUUUGGCAGGAACUGUUUCUUUUGUCUCGAACACUAAUGUUUAUAAAUUCUUGCCUAAAUCCUGUUAUUUAUUGCUGGAGAAUGAGAGACAUCCGACACGCUAUCAAGGACAUACUGAGAAAUACAUGUACAUACAAAAGAUAGAAGACUUA
This is a messenger RNA of Pocillopora verrucosa, 884 nucleotides long. RefSeq names its product adenosine receptor A3-like. Gene Ontology annotation, molecular function: G protein-coupled receptor activity. Gene Ontology annotation, cellular component: plasma membrane. The record is from RefSeq and is a predicted model, not a curated record. Lineage: Eukaryota; Metazoa; Cnidaria; Anthozoa; Scleractinia; Pocilloporidae. Gene Ontology annotation, biological process: G protein-coupled receptor signaling pathway.